ACGCCUUCGUCCGCUGCCACGUCCAACAUGGCGGCCCUGAGCCGCCCUUCCCAGUGUGCAGCGUGUGCUGGAAGUGACGCGUCACAGACAUUUCCGCUCUUUCUGCAGGAGGAACGGUUGACUGCUGGACGAGGGGGCGCGGUGGAUAUUGACCUUUGGCCCGACCUCGUGUAGCUUCGGAACACAGAGCAUCUCCCCGCAGCCUGCUUCCUCCGGUAGAAUUCGUCUCUGGCGAGAUGUUACUGUUGGUGCUGCUGCUUCCCGUGUGCUGGGCGGUGGAGGUCAAACGGCCCAGAGGCGUCUCCCUCACCAAUCAUCACUUCUAUGAGGAAUCCAAACCUUUCACUUGCCUGGAUGGCUCAGCCACAAUCCCUUUUGAUCAGGUCAAUGAUGACUACUGUGACUGCAAGGAUGGCUCAGAUGAGCCAGGCACAGCUGCUUGUCCUAAUGGCAGUUUCCAUUGCACCAACACUGGCUACAAGCCCCUGUACAUCCCCUCAAGAUGGGUCAACGAUGGCGUUUGUGACUGCUGUGAUGGAACAGAUGAAUACAAUAGCGGAAUCAUCUGUGAGAACACCUGCAAAGAGAAAGGCCGUAAGGAGAGAGAGACUCUGCAGCAGAUGGCAGAGGUCACCCGUGAGGGAUUCCGCCUGAAGAAGAUCCUUAUUGAGGACUGGAAGAAGGCCCGGGAGGAGAAGCAGAAAAAGCUCAUUGAGCUACAGACUAGUAAAAAGUCCCUGGAGGACCAGGUGGAGAUGCUGCGGCUGGUGAAGGAGGAGGCUGAGAAGCCAGAGAAGGAGGCCAAAGACCAGCAUCAGAAGCUGUGGGAAGAGCAGCAGGCUGCUUCAAAGGCCCAGCGGGAGCAGGAAUUGGCAGCCAGUGCCUUCCAGGAGCUGGAUGACGACAUGGAUGGGGCGGUCACAGUAGCCGAGUUGCAGACCCACUCAGAGUUGGACACAGAUGGGGAUGGAGUUCUCUCAGAAGGGGAAGCCCAGGCCCUCCUUGGAGGGGACACACAGAUGGACACCACUGCCUUCUAUGACCGUGUCUGGGCUGCCAUCAGAAACAAGUACCGGUCUGAGGUGUUGCCCACUGAUGUGCCAGUGCCUUCUGAUCCCCAUCUGAUGAAGCCCAAGGAGGAGCAGCCCCUGGUGGCCUCACCAACAGCAGAAGAGGAGGAGGAAGAGGAGGAGACGGACGAGGAGGAAGAGGAUGAAGAGGAAGAAGAUUCCCAGGUGCAGGGGGAGCAGUCCAAGGAGACCCCACCUCCACUGGUGCCACCACAGCCAGCCAGCCCUACAGAAGAGGACAAAAUGCCACCCUAUGAUGAGCAGACACAGGCCUUCAUUGAUGCUGCCCAAGAAGCCCGCGACAAGUUUGAAGAGGCUGAGCGGUCCUUGAAGGAUGUAGAUGAGUCCAUCAGGAAUCUAGAGCAGGAGAUUUCCUUCGACUUUGGUCCUAAUGGAGAGUUCGCCUACCUAUACAGCCAGUGCUAUGAGCUCACCACCAAUGAGUACAUCUACCGUCUCUGUCCCUUCAAGCUCGUCUCCCAGAAACCUAAACUGGGUGGCUCCCCUACCAACCUUGGCACCUGGGGCUCAUGGGCAGGCCCUGAACAUGACAAGUUCAGCACCAUGAAAUACGAGCAGGGCACUGGCUGCUGGCAAGGUCCCAACCGUUCCACCACUGUGCGCCUGCUAUGUGGGAAGGAGACGGUAGUAACAAGCACCACAGAGCCCAGUCGUUGUGAAUACCUCAUGGAGUUGACGACGCCAGCUGCCUGCCCAGAGCCGCCGCCCGAGCUGCCCAUUGAAGGUGACCAUGAUGAGCUAUAGUCCCACUCAACAGAGAGAACCUCAAGGCAUAGAACCAGCCCCCAGCAGUGCUGCCACUUGCACCUCAGUCUGUGGACCAAGACCUGCUCCUCUAGGUCUUCUCCCUCCACCCAUAGGGGCAGGAACUGGGUGGAGGCUCUGUGCCCUGCUGCCAGGAGCCAUGCAGGGCAAAGCCAUGUUCCCAGGCCCAGCAGCUUCCAAAGAUGGAGUAAAGGGGCUCACCCCUUCGACCCCACCUCCAGGGCAUCUGCCUCCUUUUCUGUGGGGACGUGACUUGACCUGUGACCUCAAAACAAUAAAUGUCAUUCCUCUCCCA
This is a messenger RNA of Condylura cristata (star-nosed mole), 2151 nucleotides long. It is a transcript of the gene PRKCSH, whose product is annotated as protein kinase C substrate 80K-H. Bases 237 to 1835 code for a protein of 532 amino acids. Gene Ontology annotation, biological process: liver development; N-glycan processing. Gene Ontology annotation, molecular function: calcium ion binding; protein binding. The record is from RefSeq and is a predicted model, not a curated record. The transcript has 18 exons. Gene Ontology annotation, cellular component: glucosidase II complex. Lineage: Eukaryota; Metazoa; Chordata; Mammalia; Eulipotyphla; Talpidae.